Cetraspora pellucida is the source of this 195-nucleotide messenger RNA. The record is from the annotation of a GenBank genome assembly. NCBI's taxonomy places the organism in Eukaryota, Fungi, Glomeromycota, Glomeromycetes, Diversisporales, Gigasporaceae.
AUGCACGAAGACAGGAUCAACAGUCUCGAAGACCCAGACAAUCAGAACAAACUUCUUGAAGUUCUUACUAAAACUAUUCUCGUUGAAAUUAUCAUAAUCAAUCUUGCUCUCGAAGUAGAGAUAAUUACAGAAACAGAAGUCAGUCACAAGACAGAAACCAUUAUAGAUUCGACUGAGCCUCUUCUCAAGAACAUA